Nilaparvata lugens (brown planthopper) is the source of this 2918-nucleotide messenger RNA. RefSeq names its product eukaryotic translation initiation factor 3 subunit D. Gene Ontology annotation, biological process: translational initiation. NCBI's taxonomy places the organism in Eukaryota, Metazoa, Arthropoda, Insecta, Hemiptera, Delphacidae. Gene Ontology annotation, molecular function: translation initiation factor activity. Bases 323 to 2008 code for a protein of 561 amino acids. Gene Ontology annotation, cellular component: cytoplasm; eukaryotic translation initiation factor 3 complex. The transcript is spliced from 11 exons. The record is from RefSeq and is a predicted model, not a curated record.
GGACCCAUCGUUCCAUGAUGUCGUCGUCCCAGAUGGAGUAUAUAGAAAUUUUUUAUUAUUUUAUUAGAGGAAUAUUCAAGGUUCAUUUGUUUACUGAAAUUAAUAAACAAAUAUUUAAAUGCGCAUCAGUUACGUUCCUCCCUUGAAAUAUUUUUUAUCUAACAAAAUUAUUGUUUGGGGUGCUUUGGAUGUAAACUAGUAAACGUAGAACCUCUUUGCUUCUCUCUGAUUUUAGGUUAGGUCGGAUUGAACUUCCGCCAAUAUUGAAGCAUUGUGACGUGACGGUUUUGUGUGUUUUCGGCAUUUUAUUUAUAUUUCUAGAAUGGCUUCAGAAGAAGUUAUAUCCGAUUCCAAAGAGCUGGAUAAUGAUAAUCUAGAAUUCGUAAUUCCAACCUUCCACUUAAAUACAACAGGAUGGGGUCCAUGUGAGAUGCCUGAUCAAUUUAAGGACAUGCCUUAUCAACCAUUUUGCAAAGGCGAUCGACUUGGAAAAAUUUCAGAUUGGACCGGUGCUGCUUUCCAGGACAAAAAAUAUAUUAAUAAGUACCAGUCUCAGUUUGGCAGUGGUAGUCAGUAUGCCUACUACCACGAGGAAGACGAGAGCACGUUCCACCUGGUGGACACGACCCGAGUGCAGAAGCCGCCCUACCAGAGAGGCCGCUUCAGGCAGAACCAGCGCAACAUGCGCGGUAGAGGCGGCUCCCGAGGCGGACAGUCCCAAUUCCAGGUUCUUGGCAAGGGUCUGAAGAUGCGCGACCGUGACCGCAAGGGAGGCCAGACAGGCAUGCGCAAAUGGAACAAGCAGACGGGCAUGCGCAAUCAGAAAAACCAGGCGCCCAUUAAGAACCGCGACGCCUCGGUCACCGUCUGCCCUGACUGGGUUGUCAUCGAGGAGAUGGACUUCCCGCGACUCGCCAAGCUGUCCCUGCCCAAUGUCAAGGAAGGCGAGGACAUAACGAAAUGUGGAUCACUGGAGUACUACGACAAGUCGUACGACAGAAUCAACGUGAAGAGCGAGAAGCCACUGCAACGUAUUGACAGAAUCUUCCAUACUGUCACUACUACUGAUGACCCGGUUAUCCGUAAGCUAUCGAAAAGUGUUGGAAACGUGUACGCUACUGACGCCAUUCUGGCAACGCUCAUGUGCUGCACCAGAUCCAGCUACUCGUGGGAUAUCGUCAUUGAAAAGAUUGGUGAUAAGCUCUUCUUCGACAAGCGAGACAACACUGAAUUUGAUCUGCUUACUGUGAACGAAACUUCGGUUGAGCCGCCUCAGGAUGAUUCCAACAGCUUGAACUCUCCUCGCAACCUUGCUCUCGAGGCCACCUUUAUCAAUCACAACUUUUCCCAGCAAGUGCUGAAAACUGGAGAGCCAAGAUACAAGUUUGAUGAAGGCAAUCCAUUCAUUUCGGAUGAAGAGGAAGGAGAAGUGGCGUCUGUGGCCUACCGCUAUCGCAAAUGGGAUCUGGAUAACGGCAUAGUGCUGGUGUCGAGGUGUGAACACGACGCCGUCUGGGUUAAUGUCAACGGGGAACUGCAGUUCCUCACCAUAAAAGCGCUCAACGAAUGGGAUUCCAAGCUAUCAGGUGGAGUGGAAUGGAGGCAGAAGUUGGAUACGCAGAGAGGAGCUGUGCUCGCCAACGAACUGAGGAACAAUGCAUGCAAGUUGGCCAAGUGGACAAUCCAAGCUCUCCUCGCUGGAUCUGACCAAAUCAAGUUCGGAUAUGUGAGCCGAUCUCACGUGCGUGACUCGUCGAAGCACGUGAUUCUGGGCACUCAGCAGUACAAGCCGAACGAGUUCGCCACGCAGAUCAACCUGAAUAUGGAUAAUGCGUGGGGAAUCCUUCGAUGCAUCAUCGACAUCUGCAUGAAGCAAAAGGAUGGCAAAUACUUGAUCAUGAAGGAUCCAAACAAGCCUAUGAUUCGUCUCUACGAUAUCCCAGACAACACUUUUGAAUCGGAUGCUGAAGAUGCGGAGGAAGAAGAAGGCGGAAAUAUCAACUUCUAAAUUUACAUUGAAAUUUAUUAUUUUCCAAUAGUUUCAAUCUGCAUUUUUGCAUCAUUUUGUAAGAUCCAUUUAUACAUUUAAACAAAGUUUGUGAAUGUAUUACUUGGAUCCAAUAUAUAGCCUGAAUAAUAAAUAUAAGAAUGUCAAUUCUGCUUGAUCUUGGAAUUAUUUAUGGCUUUCCCAUUCUCCAUCGACUACUAAAGUAAAGUAUUCUUCUACAAUUUGUAAUUAAUAACAGAUUGAUGUAAUUCAAUCCAAUCUAAGAUCUAAGUUAUCCUUGUGAUAAUGAUUAUAAUAUAAUAUACAGUGCUAUCAUUUCACACGAUCUCUCCAUGAGAAUAACGAUACAUGACUUAUAUGUAAAGACCAGGGAAAUUAGUAAUAGAAUUUUGAUUAUUUAUUUAAAACAAACAUUUAUUCAAUGUUCAACUACGUACUAAAUUCUAAAUACAAACUUGAAAAAACUCAGAAGCAUGCAUUUAUUGCAAAAAUAUAUUAUUGAUGAAAAUCAUCAUUCACUAUUCUACAAUGGGUAAAUAUCACAAUAAAACUUGUCACAAUAUUAUGUUAUGAAUGGAUAUAGUUUACUAAUGUUUUAUAUUAUGCAAUCUAACAUAUUUUAUUAGUAGGUGAUGAAUAUAAAAUAUAUUAUGAUUGAAAAUAUCAAUACACUAACAAAAACUAAGGAUAAGAUUUUGUGUUGGAAAAAUAGAACGAGUACCGUACGUUAUUCAAUGAUGUGUUAGCAAUUUAAAAAUGUACUCAGCGUUGCCAAAUAAAAAUAUAUUAUUUGCAGAUUGCAGAAUAUUUAAGAAAUUGAAAUUUAUCUGUUUAUGUAGAUUAAUUAUUUUCAAAGCUCUUGAAAUAAUUUGAGUUUAUUUGAUACUCGCUAAUAAAUACGUUUGGCUUU